Messenger RNA from Amphibalanus amphitrite, 3237 nucleotides. RefSeq names its product sodium-dependent nutrient amino acid transporter 1-like. The record is from RefSeq and is a predicted model, not a curated record. The coding region runs from base 226 to 2211 and encodes 661 amino acids. Gene Ontology annotation, biological process: sodium ion transmembrane transport. Gene Ontology annotation, cellular component: membrane. Lineage: Eukaryota; Metazoa; Arthropoda; Thecostraca; Balanomorpha; Balanidae. Gene Ontology annotation, molecular function: L-amino acid transmembrane transporter activity. The transcript is spliced from 12 exons.
CAAGAGCGGGCUCAGCGGACCCUGGCCUUUUGUCGGGCACGGGUUGUGUCUGGUCAUGGGGUGCCAAUGGGUGCUGCGCGCCCCGAAGCCCCGGCCAGCUCGGCCGCGGGCCGCAGUUGGCUCCCGUGGUCCUCCCAGAGGCUCAGGCAGCUCAGUCAGUGCAGGGAGCCGCCGCCCGAGGCACCAGGAUCUGCCGGGGGCCGUCCGACGCGGCCAUAAAUCGUCAUGGGUGACGAUAACGGCCAGAUUAUUGAGAAGGAUCAGAAAGGCAAUGGUGAGCCUCGGGCGAGAUGGGGCAACCGUAUCGAGUUCCUGCUGUCCUGCAUCGCCAUGUCGGUGGGACUGGGCAACGUGUGGAGAUUUCCGUUCACCGCCUACGAGAACGGCGGUGGCGCCUUCCUUCUGCCGUAUCUAUUCGUGCUGAUUACCAUAGGAAAGCCGAUGUACUUCAUGGAGCUGGCCUUGGGGCAGUUCUCAUCACACGGGAGCGUCAAGGUCUGGAGCGUUGUGCCGGCAUUUAAAGGUGUCGGGUACGGCCAGCUAACAGCCACGUCCGCCGUGCUCUCCUACUACGUGGCGCUGAUGGCGCUCACGGUGUUCUACUUUUUCGCCUCGUUCUCGUCGGUAUUGCCGUGGAUGGUGUGCGACCCGAGCUGGGCCGACCUGACGCGCUGUGUCGACCCCACCACCAACCUGUCCCAGCUCACCAGCAACGACACCAUGGGAUCCACCGAAAUGUACUUCCAGAUGAACGUGCUGAAGGAGCUGCCCAACAUUGACCAGGGUAUCGGCCUGCCCUGCUGGAAGCUGACACUCUGUUUUCUCUUCUCCUGGCUGAUCGUGUUCCUCACCAUGGUGAAGGGCGUGCACAGCUCCGGAAAGGUCGCAUACUUUACUGCCAUCUUCCCAUACGUCGUGCUGAUCACUCUCCUGAUCAGAGGGCUGACGCUCCCCGGUGCCUACGACGGAGUCGUGUUUUACAUCAAACCGAGAUGGAACGAACUGCUCAACGCUAGGGUGUGGUACGCGGCCAUCACCCAGUCCUUCUACUCCCUCUCCAUCGGGUUCGGACCGCUGGUCAUGUACUCGAGCUACAACGACUUCAGAGACCCCGUCGCCAGAGACGCAGCCAUCAUCAGCGUGGCCGACAUGUUGACCUCACUGCUGGCCGGGUUCGUCAUAUUCGGCAUCCUGGGUAACCUGGCUCACGAGCUGGACACCACGGUGGACCAGGUCAUCAAGGGCGGCGGCACGUCGCUGGCCUUUGUCUCGUACCCGCAGGCGCUGGCCAACUUCCCCGGGGUGCCGCAGCUGUUUGCCGUGCUGUUCUUCCUCAUGUUGUUCACGCUGGGUGUGGGCUCGGCCACCGCCCUCACCGGCUGCGUCAUCACCAUCCUUCGGGAGGAGUUCCCCAGUGUCAGUCAGCUGGCGGCCACCACCAUCGUGUCUGUGGGAGGCUUCCUCGUCGGACUCGUCUACAUUACGCCGGGAGGUCAGUUCAUUCUAAACUUGGUGGACUUCUUUGGAGGCGGAUUUAUCGUGUUCAUCCUGGCGACUCUGGAAGUUGUGGCUAUCCAGUGGGUUUACGGCAUCAAAAACUUCUGUGACGACCUGGAAUUUAUGACUGGCGCUCGUCCCAACUGUUAUCUGAAGUUUUGCUGGAUGUUUUUCAUCCCACUGGCUCUCAUGGCCAUCUUUAUCUACUCGGUGGCUACCAUGAAACCUCUGACGUACGGCAAAGUCGAGUACCCGGACAGCGCAAUGAUCUGCGGGGGAGUGCUCAUCCUUCUGACUCUUCUCAUGCUGCCGGUCUGCUUCGCCCGCGAGGUCUACAGGGCGAAUGGAAUGACCCUUCUGGAGCGGGUGCGGUCGACGUUCCAGCCGGCAGCGGACUGGGGUCCGGCAGAAAACGAGCACCGCAGGGAGUGGCUGCAGGCCACCGGCCGAAAGGACCCACUGGCCGGCCGGGAGUCGCACCGGCGGCCGCGGCCGCCGCUCCAGCCGCGCCGCCCCAGCUACCGGCCCGGCCCCGAGCCCGCCUACCGACACAGUGUGGCGUUCGCAGUACCGCCACCGGCACUGGAGCGCGGUCAGCGCCGCCUGGCGGAGCUGACACGAAGACACAGUGCGCCGCACCGCUCGCUAGGCGGCGGGUAUGUGAAUGAAGCUGUGACCGGCAGUCGUACAGAUGUGGCCGAUGAACGUGUAUGAGCACCGUUCCGUGCUUCUAUCCUCAGGAUACUGAAAUCCUUCUCCUCCACGCCGCAACCCCCCUCCGGGCUGGACAGGCAACUUUAUCUCAUGCGGGCUGCUCCCUUGGAGCGGCACCGCUGCUCCUGAGGGAGCGCACCCCGUAGCCGGGUGCAGUGAGUGCCUUGGGGCUGGGUGGCCUGUCCUCUGGACGGGCUCAGCCCCGGCGACUCACUAGGGUGCCUGCCCAGACCAAUGUCUCCCCCUAAUUCCUAUCAUCCUUCCGGCUCUGCAAUGGUCUUGUCGACCGAAAGGGCCUAACCCAACAAAACAAACAAACAAACAAACAAACAAACAAACAAACAAACGUGUAUGAGCGGACCACCAGAGGGGAUGUCGACAUUCGACAGGUGUAUCACAAGGUCAGUGAGUCCGUGUACUCGAGUCAGCUUGGUAGCUAGAUGUACAGCGCUACAGAAAGGCGGAAAGGGGGCGAGGUCGAUUUAGUGGCUAAGCAGAGCACGAUGCGUGGUGCGCAUGAUGCAUCUCGUUCCGUCGUUUCCAUCCUCAGGAUGCUGAAAUCCUUCUCCUCCACGCCGCAACCCCCACUCCGGACUGAACAGGCAUCUUUAUCUCAUGCGCACUGUUCCCUUGGAACGGCACCACUGCUCUCGAGGGAGCACACCCCGUAGCCGGGUGCAGUGAGUACCUUGGGGCUGGUCGGCCUGUCCUUCGGGACGGGCUCAGCCCCGGCGGCUCACUAGGGUGUCUGCCCAGACCAACGUCUCCCCCUAAUUCCUAUCAUCCCUCCGGCUCUGAAAUGGUCUUGUCAGAUCGAAAGUGCCUAACCCAACAAAACAAGACAAACAGCUUGAUGCAUGAAGUGUAGCCUGUAGUAAUCAAAACAGAAGGGCCUAUGUUGCAAAAAAAGUCUAAUUUAGAGCUGACGUUUACAGUGGAUGUGCUGAAUGCCCUUCUGUAGUGCUCUCUGCUUCUGUAACUGUAUUUUAAGCGAGUCUUUUGUAUGGAAAUACAAAUUCGCUUUCA